AUGGCUACUAAGAAGCUGACUGCAGGAACUGAUGCAGCAGAGCAGCAGCUAGGGACCGAAGAGGCAUUGCUGAUUCUACCUCAUGGCUAUGACCCGGAUGAGGAGGAUGAGCCUGCGUACUGUUUUCUUGCCCCUGCACCUGAGGAACCAGCUAGCAUGGAGGAGGCAUUAGCUGGACCAGAUAGGGACAAGUGGCUGGCUUCUAGGGAUGCUGAGUACCAGAGUCUGCUGGAGAAUGGGACAUGGGAUCUGGUGGUGCUGCCUGAUGGGAAGAAAGCGAUACAAUGCAAGUGGGUGCUGAGGAUCAAGACCGAUGACAAGGGGCAGGUCACCAUCUACAAGAGUAGGCUGGUGGCGAAGGGGUUUAUGCAGAAGGAGAAGCAGGACUUCAACGAGAUCUUUGCUCCCACUGCCAAACCCCCUACCCUCCGUGUCUUGUUGGCAGAUGCAGCUGUUAGUGGGAAAUUCAUCAUUCAGAUGGAUAUUUCAACGGCAUUCCUGAAUGGGAUUUUAGAGGAGGAUGUGUACAUGACGCAGCCGCCUGGGUAUGAGGAUGGUACGGGCAGGGUGUGCAAGCUCAACAAGUCCAUCUACGGCUUGAAGCAGGCGCCACGCUGCUGGUACCAGAAGUUGGCAGCUGUUUUAGAGGAGAUGGGAUUCAGGACCAGCAGCUGUGAUGAGAGCCUCUUUCUCAAGGGCGAGGGGGAGAAGCUGGUGCUGUUUCUGGUCUAUGUGGACGACAUUCUUCUCUUCAGCAGCAGCAUGAAGGAGAUCCAGAAAGUGCAGCAGCAACUGAUGGAGAACUUCAAGUGCAAGAACCUUGGGGAGGUAAAGUACUACCUCGGGAUGCACGUGGAGAGGGAUCCAGAUCACAGGUGGUUGAAGCUGCACCAGGAGAAGUUCAUCAAGGAGCUGGGGGAGAAGUAUGGGAUUGAGAAUGAGCGCAAGGUUGCAACUCCCCUGCCAGCAGAAUUCAAGCUUGUGAAGGCUGCAGAGGAUGAAGGGGUUGAAGCUGAAGAGCAGCAGCAAUUUCAGUCCUUGGUGGGCAGCCUCUUGUACGCAGCAGUUCACACGAGGCCCGACAUCUCUUUCUCGGUUGGGCAGCUGGCUAGGGUGGUGCAGAAUCCAUCAGAGGAGCAGGUGGAUGCAGCUGAGCGUGUGGUGAAGUACCUGAACUCUCACCCAAGCAUUGGAGUUCAAUACUCCGCAUCUGCACAGGUGAAGCAGAAAGGGGUGGAGGUGCUGAAAGAGAAGGGAGAGAGGCUUGGAGAAGGCAAGCUAUUUCUCACUUGCUUUACCGAUGCUACAUGGGCUUCUGAGAAGGAGGAUUCCUCAUCUGUGGGAGGAUACAUCUGCGUAGUUGGGGGAGGACCUGUUAGUUGGAGGUCCAAGAAGCAGACGGAGACGGCACUCUCUUCCGUAGAAUCAUUGUACAUGGCGAUGUUCCAUGGGGUUAAGGAGGUGAUUUAG
Closterium sp. Yama58-4 is the source of this 1470-nucleotide messenger RNA. The record is from the annotation of a GenBank genome assembly. Lineage: Eukaryota; Viridiplantae; Streptophyta; Zygnematophyceae; Desmidiales; Closteriaceae.